Gamsiella multidivaricata is the source of this 1562-nucleotide messenger RNA. RefSeq lists its product as uncharacterized. The coding region runs from base 47 to 1300 and encodes 417 amino acids. NCBI's taxonomy places the organism in Eukaryota, Fungi, Mortierellomycota, Mortierellomycetes, Mortierellales, Mortierellaceae. The transcript has 5 exons. The record is from RefSeq and is a predicted model, not a curated record. Gene Ontology annotation, molecular function: zinc ion binding.
UUUCUUCAACAUUUCUCAUUCACCUUCUCAUUCUCAUUCUUCAUUCAUGUUCCGCGGUGCUUCCUUUUUCCUGCUCCUCAACUGGGUCUUUGUCGUCGUCUGGUUCGGCUCCUCCUUUGAAUCCACAGCUGCCACUAUCGUCGUCCUUGCGACAAAUGAUAGUUUUGUCGACAGAACAGCGGCCUUCGGACCACGAAUCCCAGGACAAGGGUUUGUGCUCAACCUGAUUGCCGUCGAGACGCUUGAUCCUACCCAGGAAACAACCGCCUGUCGCCCAGUUUCUGACGUGUCCAUCGCUGGGUCCUGGGCCGCCUUGGUCGAACGUGGAGGCGACUGCAGCUUUGUAGAGAAGGUCCGCAACAUGCAGGCCAGUGGGGCCAGGGCUGUUAUUGUUGGCGACAACCAGCGCAGUGGACUCAUUACGAUGUAUGCGCGAGAAGACACCUCAGAUGUCCUGAUCCCAUCUGUCUUCAUCGCCCAGCACCACUACCGGGAGCUGCGAUACCUUGGCAUAGGGUUCGGAUGGGACUUUCUGAUCAAAAUGACGCCCGAUGAUCUGGACUGGCCGCUGCUGGACGUAAUCAUCUUCAUCGUCCUCUCCCCCGCGUUCGUGCUCUUCUUCCUCUACUUCCUAUGGCGUGUCCGUAUUCGCCAACAACACGUUGCAGAUCUGGCGCCAACCGAGACCGUGACAAACUUACCCAUCAAAAUCUUCUAUGCUUCAAAGCUCAAGGAGAACGACCCUGUUGAGUGCGUGAUCUGUCUGGACGACUUUGAGGACGAGGCCGAGCUACGCGUCCUGCCCUGUCGACACGAGUACCAUGUCGCAUGUAUCGAUAGUUGGCUUACGACGCGCAAGAAAUUUUGUCCGAUUUGCAAACGGGAUAUCUGCACAUCUACGGAAUCAACGCCUCUGCUUUCCAACAACGCGUCAUCGUCAUCCUCAUCCUCACCAACUGCCACCAAUAUCCCGCGACGAGCACUACCAUCCAGCAGGGCGAAUCCUCAGACCAGCGCUGCUCUAGCGAAUCUGUCCCUUCUCGCGCCUCCUCCUCCUCCUCCUUCAACUACAUCCUCUUCAUCGUCCUCUUCAUCAUCCUCUUCAGGGCCCUCUUCGUCUUCAGCUAGACCCUUUCUCAGUAGCAUCGUGGCAUCCACAUGGCCACCUGAGAACCAUCGAUCCAGUACGGGUCGAUACGAUGGACCAUCCACUUCUGAGAAUGCAGCGACUGUUGCAAGAAAUCCAGGGUCAUCAGUACAACCACAAGUACAAACAGUUCCAGGAAUACAACGGCAGUAGCCGGACCAUGCCAUGGAGUAGGAGCGUUUUUUUUUUUUUCGGAGGGCUUGAUGUAGCCGGAGAUAUGGAAGAUUAAGAAGAGAGAUGUUGUUCUAGGCGCAUUCCACUUCGUAUAGACAAUAAAUCAGUGCUAUUGGCAUCUUGUUAGCAAUACGCGAUGGAGCCAGGACAGAUGGAGAAAAAGAGAAUGGAUAAAGCUCAGCUUUUGAAUUUCCCUUGUUUCUUGACCGCAUAGCACAAGAUCUCUUCGCGCACGAGGAAU